This is a messenger RNA of Boleophthalmus pectinirostris (great blue-spotted mudskipper), 2444 nucleotides long. RefSeq lists its product as uncharacterized. NCBI's taxonomy places the organism in Eukaryota, Metazoa, Chordata, Actinopteri, Gobiiformes, Gobiidae. Gene Ontology annotation, biological process: regulation of gene expression. Bases 176 to 1621 code for a protein of 481 amino acids. Gene Ontology annotation, molecular function: DNA binding; POU domain binding. Gene Ontology annotation, cellular component: nucleus. The record is from RefSeq and is a predicted model, not a curated record. The transcript has 11 exons.
UGAGGAGUGUCACGCAGGAGCAGGUUUUGCAGGUAGAAAAAACAGGUGCUAUGUGCGUGAGUAGCACAACCUCUCAAGACAGCGAACAACACAGAGCAACACCACCACUGUAGUUUCAUCUGAACUUAGCGGGUUUGAACAGCCCCUAUUUUCAACAGUAGUGUCCCCUUGGUGCAUGGUUAAGAUGAGAGGACCCGGCAAUGCAAAGAACCUCAAACGUAAAAGUGAAGGAGCGUGCUGUGUGUCUGUCGAACCAAAGUCAGACACUACUGGUCGUGGUCACGGACUCAAAAAUGUCAUCAGAGGGAAGAGACCAAGAGCUGGCAAACGGGGUGGAAGCUCCAAUGAUGGAAAAGUGUACCUUGGUGUGCGUGUGAAAAUGACAGUGAGAGAUAUGUUGAAAAAUGUCAGACUGGCUCAAGGCUGGGGACCUGAGCAGCUUCAGGAUGCAUUCAAGAAGAAAGAAGAGCGUGUCAAAACUCGCUCAAGCCUUAGAGCAUCCAAGAAACGAUGCCCACCCAAAAGCCUGGAGGAACUGGCAAUCAUAGUGGAGGUUCUGGAGGAGGAUCUCAAAACUCCACACACGAAAACAUCUCUGUCUGACCCUCCUGCCUCUCCUGCCCUGACAGGAUACAGCAGUGAUGGUUCAAUAAUCCCCAGUCCCCAGCAUCAUAUGAGCUACUCUCCCUGGGCAGACUAUUACCAGGACCACCAGACCCUGUCCCCUGACUACCAGACCAUGUCUCCAGAACAUCAGACCCUGUCCCCCGACUACCAGACCAUGUCUCCAGAACAUCAGACCCUGUCCCCCGACUACCAGACCAUGUCUCCAGAACAUCAGACCCUGUCCCCCGACUACGUUCCCAUGUCUCCAGAACAUCAGACCCUGUCCCCCGACUACCAGGCUCUCUCCCCCGACUACCAGACCAUGUCUCCGGACCACCAGGCCCUGUCCCCUGACCACAUGUCCAGUGCCUUCAUGGAGGAGGAGCACUGCCCUCAGAGCUGGAGCUUGGACAGCUCUGCCUUCUUCUGGACCCAGCUCCAGAAAGAGGAGAUGGUCCUCAACAACAUCUGUGAUGCAGAGCUCCUGAAUAAAGAUGAACAUGGCAGAAAUUUGCUCCACAAUGUGGUGUGUGUUGGGAAGAGGGCUCUGGCCUACGCCAUUGCUAAAAGAAUGGCUGGCAUCAGCAGCUUGGACCUCAAAGACUCCUAUGGAAUGACUGCUCUUCAUUACGCUGCAAAGAACAACCACCACCUGAUGGUGUGUGAUCUGAUCCAGCUGGGAGCAGGCAUCAACGAGAGGAACAACAUGGGCAAGUCCUGCCUCCACCUGAGUGCAGAGAAGGGCUACACGCAGGUUCUGGAGGUUUUUAAACAAAUGAUGACCGAUGGCUACUUUGUUGAUGUGGAAGCCACAGACAACUCAGGAAUGAGCGUGUUGCAGUGUGCUGCUGUGGCUCUGAAGGCCACUGUGUGUGAGGGGGACAGCAGCUCUCCACUCAGCUCCAGACUCAACAGUCUGCGGAAAGAGCAGAUGCUGGAGACACUGGAAAUCCUGCUGCAGAUGGGCAGUUACCUGCACUCUAUGGAGACUUGGGGGAUACCUCACAGCUCCUAAAGGCCUUGCAGGGCUUUUUUUUUGCGACCCGACAGUAAUGUUCUGUGUGUAUUCAGCCUGACAUCAGAGCAGAGCCCACAGUUAUGGGCCUCUCUUGGUUUACUCAGGUCUGAAGUGUAAAGCAUCUGUUGCUUUGUGUUUGGUAACAAUAUCUGACUUGCAAUCAGAUGUUGUAUAUGUAACCUGCACAAAAGCAUUAGGUGCCCAAUACCUGGUUUCCAUGAAACUUCCUCAGUUUGUUACAUUGGAGUAACAACAUUAUCUCUAGUAGUGAAGGAGAUCCACUGUACAGUCUCUUGAUAGCAUUUCAGUUAAUCUAAUUUGUUUAAAUACAUUUAAUUUGUUAACUGGUUAUUUUGAAAGUUGUAAGGUUGUAAGAUUAAGCCAAAUACAGAUCAGUUGUCAAAACCGUUCUGGCGAGAACGUGUGCACACUGUUGGAACCUUGACUUGAAUAUUGCUGAAACAUGCUGUACUUUUAAUAGAACCAUUAAUAUAAUAGGUCCAUUAUAAAGUACACAAGUCAACAGCCACUGGUGCAAAGAUGGUACAAGUGGAUCUUCAGGAGACAUUAUUCACUGUUGUAUUAUGAAGACAUAGUAGCUUCACAUAUAUAGUUUUUGUGGUGGUGGGAUGUGUUUUGUUUUAUUCUGAUGAAAUACAGUAUAUCACAAGACCAUCUUUUGUUUUUAUAUAUAUGUCUGUGUGUGUUUAUAUCUAUAUAUAUCUAUAUCUAUAUAUAUCCGAGUUGUUUUUUUUAUCUUUGUUUUGGGUUAAUAGGUUUGUGGUCAUUGUUGUCAAUACAAACAUGUUGUUUGAAAAUA